Molecule: messenger RNA, 605 nt
Organism: Sciurus carolinensis (gray squirrel)
Lineage: Eukaryota; Metazoa; Chordata; Mammalia; Rodentia; Sciuridae
Gene: Snu13
Product: small nuclear ribonucleoprotein 13
Exons: 3
Coding region: 104-490 (128 amino acids)
Biological process (GO): maturation of SSU-rRNA; ribosome biogenesis; mRNA splicing, via spliceosome
Cellular component (GO): nucleolus; U4/U6 x U5 tri-snRNP complex; box C/D methylation guide snoRNP complex
Molecular function (GO): RNA binding
Source: RefSeq, a predicted model, not a curated record
CCUGCCGCGCGCUCGGCCAUUUCCGCUCCUCCAUCUGUGCGGCUUUCCCUCUAGUCUGAGGUCGUCUGCUGUUGAAGAGUGGCGAACCAGCGGGACCGCAGCCAUGACUGAGGCUGAUGUAAAUCCGAAGGCCUAUCCCCUUGCAGAUGCCCACCUCACCAAGAAACUACUGGAUCUUGUUCAGCAGUCAUGUAACUACAAGCAGCUUCGGAAAGGAGCCAAUGAGGCCACCAAAACCCUUAACAGAGGCAUCUCUGAGUUCAUUGUGAUGGCCGCAGAUGCUGAACCUCUAGAGAUCAUCCUGCACCUCCCACUGCUGUGUGAAGACAAGAAUGUGCCCUAUGUGUUUGUGCGUUCCAAGCAGGCCCUGGGGCGGGCCUGUGGGGUCUCCAGGCCUGUCAUUGCCUGUUCCGUCACCAUCAAAGAAGGCUCUCAACUGAAGCAGCAGAUCCAGUCCAUUCAGCAGUCCAUUGAAAGGCUCCUAGUCUAAGCCUAUGGCCUCUGCCCUGCUCUCCCCACCAGCCCCACUACCAGUUUGUGUAUCAUAUUGUCUGUCUUAGCAUGUGGUCAGCGACUUUCUAUUAUAAAAUAUUGUACUAAAUCUG